Molecule: messenger RNA, 2637 nt
Organism: Odobenus rosmarus divergens (Pacific walrus)
Lineage: Eukaryota; Metazoa; Chordata; Mammalia; Carnivora; Odobenidae
Gene: CSNK2A2
Product: casein kinase 2, alpha prime polypeptide
Exons: 11
Coding region: 1-1053 (350 amino acids)
Biological process (GO): regulation of chromosome separation; protein phosphorylation
Cellular component (GO): nucleus; cytosol; protein kinase CK2 complex
Molecular function (GO): protein serine/threonine kinase activity; ATP binding
Source: RefSeq, a predicted model, not a curated record
AUGCCCGGCCCGGCCGCGGGCAGCAGGGCCCGGGUCUACGCCGAGGUGAACAGCCUGAGGAGCCGCGAGUACUGGGACUAUGAGGCUCACGUCCCGAGCUGGGGUAAUCAAGAUGAUUACCAGCUGGUUCGAAAACUUGGUCGGGGAAAGUAUAGUGAAGUAUUUGAGGCCAUUAACAUCACCAACAAUGAGAGAGUGGUUGUAAAAAUUCUCAAGCCAGUGAAGAAAAAGAAGAUAAAACGAGAGGUUAAGAUUCUGGAGAACCUUCGUGGUGGAACAAAUAUCAUUAAGCUGAUUGACACUGUGAAGGACCCUGUGUCAAAGACCCCAGCUUUGGUAUUUGAAUAUAUCAAUAAUACAGAUUUUAAGCAACUUUACCAGAUCCUGACAGACUUCGAUAUCCGGUUUUAUAUGUAUGAGCUACUUAAGGCUCUGGAUUACUGCCACAGCAAGGGAAUCAUGCACAGGGAUGUGAAACCUCACAAUGUCAUGAUAGAUCACCAGCAGAAGAAGCUGCGACUGAUAGACUGGGGUCUGGCAGAGUUCUACCAUCCUGCUCAGGAGUACAAUGUCCGUGUAGCCUCGAGGUACUUCAAGGGCCCAGAGCUCCUUGUGGACUAUCAGAUGUAUGAUUACAGCUUGGACAUGUGGAGUUUGGGCUGUAUGUUAGCAAGCAUGAUCUUUCGAAAGGAGCCCUUCUUUCAUGGACAGGACAACUAUGACCAGCUUGUUCGCAUUGCCAAGGUUCUGGGUACAGAUGAGCUGUAUGGGUAUCUGAAGAAGUAUCACAUAGACCUAGAUCCACACUUCAACGAUAUCCUGGGACAACAUUCACGGAAACGCUGGGAAAACUUUAUCCACAGUGAGAACAGACACCUCGUCAGCCCCGAGGCUCUAGAUCUUCUGGACAAACUUCUGCGAUACGACCAUCAACAGAGACUGACUGCCAAAGAGGCCAUGGAGCACCCGUACUUCUACCCCGUGGUGAAGGAGCAGUCCCAGCCCUCUGCAGACAAUGCUGUGCUUUCCAGUGGCCUCACGGCAGCCCGGUGAACACUUGGAAGACGACGGGUAAUGCGGCAUUGAUGCUUGCCAAUAAAUCCAACCAACCAAACACAAAUCUGGAAGGAAAACUACAAUGUGAUAAAAAGAAAUUCUAGUCAUUCCUUCUAAAUGCAAAGAAGAGUAAAGACCUAACUGUCUGUCAAAAAGCAAGAAAUCCCCCAGUACUAGUCUGCAGGGAGCUGCCGCUGCGGCAGCGUGACGAUGCACAUAGUUCAGGACCUGAGGGAACGCUCCCUUUGGAAUGCAUGGGAGAUGAGAGACUCGGAGUUGUUGUACAUUUACCUUUAUUUAACAGGAGACCACUGUUGAAUUAACCCGUUCAGUCAACAAGCUCUGAAUAUCUGACUUCCUAUCUAUUCCACUGUGGUCUGAGUUUCCUUUGGUGAGAUUCAGGCUCAAGUUUUAGCAAAACGUCAGCAGUCUAUACUGACACACCAGCCUCAUUUACGAAAAGGAGAUAUUAAAACAGUGACAGUAUUUUUUUUUUAAGCUCUUUUACAAAUUCAUGUUUUAUGUAUUUUUUUAUGACAUGAGCUCUCUAGGAAAUGUACCUCAUCCCUGCAGUUUUCUUCUGAGUGUAUUCAUUUGGGAGCAAACUGCAGUCACUCACAAGAGGCCCCUUUUGCCGUCAGCAGGCAUCACUUGAAACCUUGUGACGCCGUGAACAGGUCCAUCUGUCUCCUCAGAAGUUUGAUGCGAAGUGCAUAACUUGGAGCUCACUGUAACCUUUGUUGAUUUGCCUAACCAUAAAAUCUUGUUGCUAUUUUUUCCGUGUAGCCUUUUUUUUCCUUUUGCAGCCUUGUAAGGAAAACCUCACCAUAUCCCAGCACAUACAUCCCAGUGUGUGUGCCUGUUUUCGUGCACCUCUCUGAAACAGAGGCUUUUUGGUCACAACCAUAAUGAAAGCUGGAAAGUCGGUCUUCAGGCAGGUUGGGGAAUGAGAGAAACAUCUUAUUAGAAUGUAUUUAGGAAUGACCUAUUGGGUGAGAAAAAUGUACUCCCACCCCCCCACCACCACCCUUUUUUGCCUUUUUUUAUCCCCACGGGAAGCAAUUUCCCUCUGUAAUCAGGGUAAGCUGCAUUUUGACACUCCCGAGAGGUCAUGUGUGAACGUGAUGGCAGAGCUGUCCUUCUCAUGUGCAGGGACUGGAGUCAUGUGUGCAGGGCCAGCCUGUUCCCCAACGACUGAGCAGAUCAUUAUAUGAGGGGCCUGGGGGGUUAGUUGGAGUUCCUGGAGCCAGUGUCAAAGCUCGGGAUCCGUUGUGCCAGCCUUCAUGUCAGCAAAGGAAGCUAGAUUCUGCUUUAAAAAGAAAACAGUCAAGCUGAUUUCAUUUUGGGGACUUGUCACCAGUCUGGUUUGCAAGCAGUCCCCUCCCCCAGCGGCAGAGCCAUGCCACAGCUGUGGGGACUUUACAGCUAGGCUAGAGCUUGAGGUGUCUACCCACAUCAGACCAUAGGAUUUCUUUAUUAGCUAUUUAAUAAUGCCAUACAUUUUUAUAAGGUUAGAUUGUUUGUUUAAAAACAUCUGUUUACAUUCCAUAUUCCAAUAAAAUCGUACUGGCAUUGGUAGCA